AUGGCAAACGCUAGACCGCCGUGUCUGGUUUGCAAUAACACCGAAAGCAAAUACAAAUGCGCCCGCUGCAACCUAUACACGUGCUCGCUUCCAUGUUUCCGUGAGCAUCGGGACAAUCAUCCACCUGUGGAGCCCCUUACGCCGCAAUCAAAAGAUAGCUCAUCAGGAGACGACGUCAAGUCUCAACCUAACUACACAUUUACCGGUGAAAAAGCGACGCAUCAAUUCACCUCCAAGGGCUUAGAAAUCGCCGACAUGCCAGAGUACAGAGACUUGACCAAGAAAUACCCUAACUUGGAGCGUCUGCUUUGGAAUAUUGCCGCAGCCACAGAUCCUCCAGCCACCGGCGGUGAUAGCAACGGGAAGCCUAGUACAUUCCCUAGUUCUAAUAAAGGUAACCGCAAGGCGGCUCAACCCUGGACAAAGGAAACGGGCUACGAGAAUGGCAUAGAGGUGCUCCGCCAGACUCGAGAUACCCCUGGAAGCGAUAGAGACGCCCUUAAGGAGUACUGCGAGCUGGUCCGACUCUGGAAUUUCAGACGAGAAUCCGCCGAUAUGGAUGCCGAUCUUCGACAGCAGCUCGCUCGAGAUAAUGCCAGAGCCAUCGGAGAACUUUUGCGCACUGAAAAGGCCGACAUCUAA
Molecule: messenger RNA, 642 nt
Organism: Daldinia vernicosa
Lineage: Eukaryota; Fungi; Ascomycota; Sordariomycetes; Xylariales; Hypoxylaceae
Exons: 2
Coding region: 1-642 (213 amino acids)
Source: RefSeq, a predicted model, not a curated record